AUGAAUCAAUUUGAAUCCACUGAGGCAAGAAUUUUAUACUUAAUCUAUACUCUCUAUUAGAAUAAUACAAUCUCUCUUGAUUAAAAGGGCAUACUAAAAGGUACUUAUAAUGUGAGACUAAAAGAUUAUUUAAUCACAAAAGAAAAUGGCAGAUUUAUGAAUGCGAUAACAUCAUUUGAGAAAUCUAAAGAUAUUGAUUAAUUAUAGUAAUUCCUGAUUUAAUUUGUUGAAAGUAAGUUACCUUAUUCAUUUUAGUGGAGAACUCGAUAUCAGACUUUGUUUCAGUGAAUUCUUUUAAAACAAUAAAGUCGUAGAAACCUUGUGAUUUAUUUAAGGAAACUACAUAGAGUUCUAACACAAAUUCUAAUCCAUAUAUACAAUUUUCACCAAUAUUGAAUCAAAAAAAGGAUGGAGACACCUAAUUUAUUUCCAGGAAAGAUAGAAAAUACUCAACUUAAAUAUAAUGA
Paramecium pentaurelia is the source of this 467-nucleotide messenger RNA. NCBI's taxonomy places the organism in Eukaryota, Ciliophora, Oligohymenophorea, Peniculida, Parameciidae. The record is from the annotation of a GenBank genome assembly.